Molecule: messenger RNA, 519 nt
Organism: Symbiodinium sp. CCMP2592
Lineage: Eukaryota; Dinophyceae; Suessiales; Symbiodiniaceae
Source: the annotation of a GenBank genome assembly
AUGUACCUCUACGUAAAUGGCCGCUACAUCGAGCCGCCUCCGAUACACGAGUCCAUCGUGCGACUCUGCACGGCCGCAAGUCUCCAGGCACAAGAAGGAGCCCACUGGCCAGGGCGACUCGGUCAGCAUCGUCGCAGCAGGAGGAGUUUGGCCGCUCUUCGUCCUGAACUUUCAGUGUUCAGCAACUGGAGGCAGCCGAUCCGCUUCAUUCAGAUGUUCCUCCGCAAGGGGACCAGCGAGCCCCCAAAAGCAUCGGAAAGCACCUGGAAGAGGACAAGGUGCUCCGAUGCGGCUAACAUCGUGCCGCUGCUCGCCCCGAGGAUAGCAGUUGCACGUGGGCCGGCUGCGCCGUGCCAGACGAUGUCACCUGAGGGCACGGCUCGCCCCCAAAUUAAGGACCUAAUCCCUCCGAUCGCUGCGAUCGAAGCUUUUGAGAAGGAAAUUCGGAUCUUUGCUGGCAACAACCACUCGACCCUGCCCCAGCCAUCCCCCACCCUGCGAAGGAGGCAGAGUAGUUAG